This is a messenger RNA of Agelaius phoeniceus (red-winged blackbird), 1721 nucleotides long. RefSeq names its product hippocalcin like 4 (gene HPCAL4). Lineage: Eukaryota; Metazoa; Chordata; Aves; Passeriformes; Icteridae. The record is from RefSeq and is a predicted model, not a curated record. Gene Ontology annotation, molecular function: calcium ion binding.
GCGGGCAGAGCCGGCGGCUGGACCGCGGCCCCUCCGGUACCGGCAGCGGCUCCGCGCCCCGCCCGGCCCCGCCGAGCCGCCGCCUGCCCGCGCCGCAGCACAGGGGGCAGCCAUGGGCAAGCACAGCAGCAAGCUGGCCCCGGAGAUGCUGGAUGACCUGGUGAGGAGCACGGAGUUCAGCGAGCAGGAGCUGAAGCAGUGGUACAAGGGCUUCCUCAAGGACUGCCCCACCGGCAUCCUCAACCUGGAGGAGUUCCAGCAGCUCUACAUCAAGUUUUUCCCCUAUGGAGACGCCUCCAAGUUUGCCCAGCACGCGUUCCGCACCUUUGACAAGAACGGGGAUGGCACCAUCGACUUCAGGGAGUUCAUCUGUGCCCUGUCUGUCACCUCCAGGGGCACCUUUGAGCAGAAACUCAACUGGGCCUUCGAGAUGUAUGACCUGGACGGGGAUGGGAAGAUCACGCGCCUGGAGAUGCUGGAGAUCAUUGAGGCCAUUUACAAGAUGGUGGGGACUGUGAUCAUGAUGAGGAUGAACCAGGACGGGCUGACCCCCCAGCAGCGAGUGGACAAGAUCUUCACAAAGAUGGACAAGGACAAGGACGACCAGAUCUCCCUGGAGGAGUUCAAGGAGGCCGCGAAGAGCGACCCCUCCAUCGUCCUGCUCCUGCAGUGUGACAUGCAAAAAUAGAGCCCUGGUGCUCAGGGCUGGACUGGCUGCAGCCAAACUCUGCCCCCUGUGAUGGUUUCAAUUCCCCCUUUUUCCCCCCAUUUGGCCCCAGGCAUGAGCCACCUUCCAUCCCUCCUGCUGCCCCUGCUCCGGCUGCAUCCUGGGCAGUUGCACACCCUGGAGGUCAGAGCUUGCUCUGAGCACUGUCAGCCCUCUCCCAGCCUGGAGAUGGAUGCCCUGCAGCCCCUGGUGUGUCCUGGCUGACCAGGGCCAGCUGUUCCCACAUCCCUGCUGCUUUCUCCCUGCUUUCCCCCACUGCUCCACCUGCCCCAUUCCCUGUUCCUAACUGAGACCAGCUCUGUCCCAUUUCUGCUGUUUUCUCCCCACUUCUUGGCUUGUGAAGUCUCCAGGGAGGCUGAAAAGCCCCAGGUCCUGCUCCUGGUCCUUCCUUCACUGGCAGUUCCCUGGAAGGCUGCCUGGAGAGGCCAGGGCAGGGUCUUGCACCAGCUUUAGCUCUUCCACCUCUAUUUUCCCUGCUGGGAACAGCCAGGCAUGGUCAGGACACUCCAGCAGAGAACAGAAGUGUCCAAAGCCAGCCCUGGAUGUCCCAUCCCAGCAGCCACCCUCCAUCCCAUCAGGUGGGUCAUGUCCCCAUCUGCCCUGGGUGCUCUGUGGCAUUUCUGACCCUCCUGGAAACGGAGGUGAGGCCUGCAGUGCCAAGCUGGAGGCAGGCUCAGGGCUGUGGGUGUGGAAGGCAGGUCCUGGUGCUGCUCCUGGGUGCGUGGCACUGCUGUGGGGACAGCUGGAUGGGGGCUCUGGGGAGGUGUGGAUGGGUCCUGUUCCUGCUGAGCCUCCUGGAAAGGCUCUGAGGCCACAAGAAACAAAUCUGUCUCCUUCCUCCCUGCUCCCAGCCUGCUGCAUCCACCCCUCCUGUCCCAGGUCAGUGUUUCGUCCGCACAUUGUGGUGUUGGUGGCUGUGGUGUCUGUUAGGAGAUGGUGAAGUCCUUACUUAUUUUUUUAAGGGAAAAAUAAACUGUUCCCUGUGUGUGGUGCC